This is a messenger RNA of Spodoptera frugiperda (fall armyworm), 1608 nucleotides long. RefSeq lists its product as uncharacterized. The transcript has 8 exons. The record is from RefSeq and is a predicted model, not a curated record. Gene Ontology annotation, cellular component: extracellular matrix. The coding region runs from base 123 to 1163 and encodes 346 amino acids. Lineage: Eukaryota; Metazoa; Arthropoda; Insecta; Lepidoptera; Noctuidae.
CUCAGCCAGUGAAACAAGUGCAUCAUUCGAUUUUUUUUUGUUUUAAAUCGAUUACGAAUCGAGUGAUCGUGUGCUGGUGUCUUAAUUAGAAGCUUUGGUGUUAAAUUACAAGUAAAUCGAAAAUGGCCUUAAAGUUGGUGCUCGUAGUCCUGACGGUCGUCGCUUGCGCACACAGCCGCAUGUACUACAACGUGCGACCAAUCAGAGUGGUCCAUUCGGAUCUGCAGCCAGCCGCGUCCAUCGUGCACGCUGAGCCAAAACACUUCGAGCACCACCACAUCUCAGAGGAUGAACACGUUGAUUAUUAUGCGUAUCCGAAGUAUGUCUUCAAGUAUGGUGUGAACGACUUCCACAGUGGUGACAUCAAGACCCACCACGAAAGUCGGGAUGGUGAUGUUGUAAAAGGUCAAUACACGGUGGUUGAACCCGACGGUUCCAUUCGCACAGUGGACUACACUGCUGACAAGCACAACGGGUUCAACGCCGUAGUACACAAGACUGCACCCAUCUCACCCCAUGAAGCUGCCCAUCUUCAUCACAUGCUUGUGGACUUACCAGCCAAGUAUUCAAGGAGUAGACAGUGCACAAGACGGUUGUAUUCAUCCCAGUGUGUGUUUCGUUCAGUGCUAAGCAAUAUGUGUCGUUGUCUGUGUUUGUUUUUGGCUGUCUGUGUUGGUCUGGCGCUCGCUAAGCCCAGACUCCCGUUGCCUGGUCAAGUUUAUCAGUUGCCUGGAUAUGAAUAUUACGAGACGCCAAAAUACGCUUUUAAUUAUGGCGUAGCAGAUCAUUCAACUGGUGACGUGAAGUCACAACAUGAGAGCAGAGACGGUGAUGUUGUCAAAGGACAAUAUUCCCUAGUAGAACCAGACGGUUCUAUACGUACAGUGGACUACACAGCUGAUCCAGUCCACGGGUUCAACGCGGUAGUAUCAAAGACAGGGCCGAACUUGCACGCUGCGCCCGCGCCACCUCCCCAACAGAAGAUCCAGCCAGUGUACUACGCUAAACCUAUACCAGUGCCCGUAGAAGUUCCUGAGUACUACCCACAACCGAUCUAUCCAACAGCUUCGCCAUUCUUAUACCCCAAGGUCGGCGAUCCCCAAUUUGACUACGGUGGUUUCGAGUUCGACGCCCCCUACCAGCCCCAUAAUAUGAUUAUUUAGACUAAUGAAGCUAUUUAUUUAGAGUAAUAAUAAUAGUUUAGUUUUAAGAAUAGUGCCACGGAUUUAUUUGUGAAAUUAGAAUGUUAUAUUUAUGGCCAGUAUUUAUAAAUUGUAUUUAAGGAUAUACCACCUUUGUAGGUUAAAAUGUUUUUGGUACAGGAAAGUCAAAUUUUGAAGAAAUGUUAUACAAUUUGGGGGAAGUUAUAAAAUGAUGAGUGUAGGCGUGAAUGUAAUGUCAAAGUACGAGGUUUAUGAUAAUGUAAUGUAAUGUUUAAUUUAUUUAUCCUUAUAUUUCUAUUGUACGGAAUUAGGUACCUUACGUCUAAAGAUAAAUAUGAAAAUCCAUAAAUUUUCAGUGCAAAUCAAAUCAAUGUAUGAACUAUUUUAUUUUAAAUCUGGUUGUAAAUUCAUGAACUCUGUAAAUAAAUACUUCAGUUAAUUAGAA